Molecule: messenger RNA, 6094 nt
Organism: Pristis pectinata (smalltooth sawfish)
Lineage: Eukaryota; Metazoa; Chordata; Chondrichthyes; Rhinopristiformes; Pristidae
Gene: nrp1a
Product: neuropilin 1a
Exons: 18
Coding region: 636-3428 (930 amino acids)
Biological process (GO): axon guidance; vascular endothelial growth factor signaling pathway; angiogenesis
Cellular component (GO): membrane
Molecular function (GO): semaphorin receptor activity; vascular endothelial growth factor receptor activity
Source: RefSeq, a predicted model, not a curated record
UCCUGUGUAGACUUCCAACCCUGUUCCAUUAUACUGAAAGAGUUACGCCAAUCUCCCUUCCCCUGUGAGAAUACUCUUAAUAGUGAACCUCAGCCACCCUAGAGUCAAUUCAUAUCCAUUUCUGAGUGUGGAUCUGGAGACUGGAGAGCGACUAAGAUCAGAGCGCUAUCAAUCCUGCUGAGGUUAUUGAAAUACUUCGCUUACCUUUACCGGAACUAAUCGUCCUGUGUGUUAAUAUUGGUACUUUUCUACAUAAUACGAACGUGAGCAGAAUGUUGUUUUGCAGCCUCGAUCUACAUACAUAAUGUUUAGGAGACUCGUUGUGUGCCUCCGCUGUGUGAUCGCCUGUUGUCUGUGAGGACUCUUCCCCCCCCCCCCCCUCCCCUCUCUCUGUGGAGUCUGUGGAAAGCUUUUAUUGGCUCGGGAUUUUAGGAAAUGGCAACGCCAGACAUUGGAACAGGAACCGUGUUAUCCGUAAGCAGCGAGAGGAAAUCGGAGCUAAAUGAUUAGGAUGCAAGUCGCUCAGAUCUCCCAAAGUAACCAAUUCCGCUAAGCGUAGGAUUCCCUCCUCUUUUUUCUCCCCCCGCUAUCCCUCCUCUCUCCGCACGCAGAUUUUGGUAGAACCUCCGAGUGUCAUGAGGAAGCACCGGGUCUUUCUCCUGCAUAUCCUGGCCGCAGUCAUCGGGCUGUGCAAAGCGCACAGGAAUGAUCGAUGUGGGGUUACUAUACAAAUCACAAGUCCUGGGUACUUGAAUUCUCCUGGAUAUCCAAACUCUUACUAUCCGCGAGAGAGUUGCGCCUGGGUGAUCCAAGCGCCCGAACCUUAUCAGAGAAUAAUGAUUAAUUUCAAUCCUCACUUUGACCUGGAGGACAGAGAUUGCAAGUACGAUUAUGUGGAAGUACGAGAUGGUGGCAACGAGAAAGCAGCAUUACUGGGAAAAUUCUGUGGAAAAAUUGCACCUUCACCACAGAUCUCCACGGGACCUCUUCUUUUUGUAAAGUUUGUCUCUGAUUAUGAAACACAUGGAGCUGGCUUCUCCAUUCGCUAUGAAGUUUUCAAAACAGGUCCAGAAUGUUCCAAAAAUUUCACUGAACAAAGUGCAGAGAUCAAAUCACCUGGAUUUCCUGACAAAUACCCAAAUAAUUUGGAAUGCACAUAUAUGAUCUUUGCACCAGCCAUGGCAGAGAUCCUUCUGGAGUUUGAAAGCUUUGACCUGGAACCGGAUAGCAAUCCACGAGAAGGAAUGUUAUGUCGCUUUGACAGACUAGAAAUCUGGGAUGGUUUUCCAGGAGUUGGGCUUCAUAUAGGACGCUACUGCGGCCAGGUGGCUCCUGAACGUAUUCAGUCCAUCACGGGCAUUCUGUCACUAACGCUGCACACAGACACUGCAAUCGCCAGGGAUGGCUUCUCUGCAAACUAUUCUAUUGUCCAGAAGAACUUAUCAGAAAAUAUUCACUGUAAUGAAUCACUUGGCAUGGAAUCCGGCAAGAUUCACGCAGAUCAAAUUUUGAGUUCCAGCAAUUACAAUUUAUACUGGUCCUCAGAAAGAUCAAGACUAAAUUACCCAGAAAAUGCAUGGACACCGGCAGAAGACUCCAACAAAGAAUGGAUACAGGUAGACUUGGGAUUCCUACAGCACGUCUCUGCAAUAGCAACACAGGGCGCUGUCUCCAAAGAAACCCAGCGGGUGUAUUUCAUCCGGACGUAUAAAGUUGAUGUGAGUUCUAAUGGUGAAGACUGGAUCACUGUGAAAGAAAAAAAUAAGCAAAAGGUGUUUCAAGGCAACAGCAAUCCCAAUGAUACAGUUAUUAGGCAGUUUCCUCAGACAAUCCUGACCCGAUAUGUUCGGAUAAGACCACAGUCAUGGGAGAAUGGUGUUGCACUUCGCUUCGAACUAUAUGGAUGCAAGAUCACUGAUUACCCCUGUUCUGGAAUGCUAGGAAUGGUAUCUGGACUCAUCUCUGAUAACCAAAUCACAGCCUCAUCCUCCAUGGAUCGUUACUGGGGUCCUGAACAUGCUCGUCUUCUCACCAGUCGUCAAGGCUGGGCAUUACAACCGGUCCAUCGGCCUUACAAUAAUGAGUGGAUCCAGAUAGACCUGGGAAUGGAGAAGGAGGUGCGGAGCCUGAUCAUUCAGGGUGUGAAGCAGAGGGAUAAUAAAGUAUAUAUGCGGAAGUUCAAACUUGGGUACAGCACAAAUGGAUCAGACUGGAAGUUGGUAACAAAUCCUGGCAGCUCUAAACCGAAGAUAUUUGAAGGAAAUACCAACUACGAUACGCCGGAAAUUCGGAAGUUUGAACCACUUUUGACAAGAUACAUUCGUGUCUACCCUGAGCGAGCAUCACCUGCUGGGUUGGGACUACGCAUGGAAUUGUUGGGAUGUGAAAUCGAAGUCCCAACAGCUGCUCCAACGAUAGACACGGAUGAGUGUGAUGAAGAGUUUGGAAACUGCCACAGUGGAACAGGUGAUGGCUUCGACUUUACAGGUGGCAAUACUGCUGUAGGGACAGAGGAACCAACAUUACCUGAAUUACCACAGUUCCCAGACCGCUUCUCUCCUUUCAAUGAGGUGCCCGGUUUCAACUGUAAGUUUGGGAGCACAGCCCGGGAAAGUUUCUGUGACUGGCAUCAUGAUGAAUCCGCUGACUUUAAGUGGGAAGUCCACUUGGGAAAAGGAGAAUCCACCAUCACAGGGUCAGAUGGAAAUUAUACAAUGGGAAAAGACCAUUUUAUUUAUACUGAAAAAAUUGGAGAAAAGGAAGAACAAUUUGCACGGCUAUGGAGCCCUUCAUUGCCACUUGCGAAUUAUGGCCAUUGUUUGGUUUUUUGGUACCAAAUCCGCGGAACUCAAGGUAGCAGUUUGAAUGUGAUUCAAAGAAAGCUGAUGGGUGGCUUCCCUACAAAUGUCCUUUGGACUAUGGGUGGACCUCAAGGUAGCCACUGGCAGGAAGGGCGAGUGCUGCUCCCACAAUCAUCACAUGUCUAUCAGGUCGGCCUGGAAGUAAUAGUUGGAAAAGGGAAGAGAGGAGAAGUGGCAGUGCACGAUGUGGAGGUAGUGAGCAACCAGAAUCCAAACGAAUGCAUGGCUCCCAGGGAUGCCUUUCCAGGUUCAGAUGGUUUUACAUCAAUUUUUCCUACUGCUGGGGACCCUGAGGAUUCCACUGACAAAGCAUUCUAUGAGAACUCUGGAGGUCCUGGAAACAUGCUGAAGACCCUCGACCCUAUUCUUAUUACAAUCAUAGCUAUGAGCGCCCUGGGAGUCAUUCUGGGGGCCAUCUGUGGGGUUGUCCUGUACUGUGCCUGUUGGCACAGUGCACUGGCUGACAGAAAUCUAUCUGCACUCGAGAGCUACAAUUUUGAACUUGUGGAUGGGGUGAAACUGAAAAAGGAUAAGCUGAACUCACAGAACUCCUACUCAGAGGCAUGAAAAAGAAGCACUCGGAGGGCUUAAAUGGCUGAGGAAGGUCGUCUGGAACUGUGGAAUUUUUUUUUUGUAAUUGUUUGUCUUUGGACAGACAAGAAGAGCUCUGGAUAAUGCUGGUCUGUGACUGAGCCAAGCUUUUCUCAGGAGCAACUGUUAAAGCAAUCAAACGGGAUGCUGUGUAAAAAGAAAUGAAUUAUGUACAGUCUGCUUUUUAAUUUUUAAAUUAAAGUUUUAAAUGAACAAAUGCUGGUGUUGAGACCAAGUGAGAUCAUUUUACAAGUAUUUAUCAUUUUCUGUAAAGAGUUAUAAAUUUGUAUCAUUCUAUUUGUAUAAUGACUUAGCUUCACAGAAUAUGUUUCCAAAGGGCUUUAAAUACCUAUGUUUUUGUAUAUUAGUCCAGAUUUUAUACUUUGAGUAUGCAGUAUUUUGAUUUUUCCCACCCUGUCCCAUUUUGAAAACAAUUAGCAUUAAGCCUCACUGGACGCUGAGGGGGGUCAUAUCCUUUAUAACAAGGGUAAAGACUAUGACUUGUUAACAUGCUACACAGGGCAACUGCCUGUACGCUGAUAACAUUGUGAUUGGCUCCAGGCCAGUGGCCUGGAUUAACAAUUGCUUGCACUGAAAUACGCGCUACAAGGUUGAUUUUUCUUUUCUUGUUCUCCUUUAGAUGAGUGUGCUAUAAGAACAGUGUUGGAGAGAUUUGAUUUUAUUUCUGUUUAUCAGUUUAAGUAAAAAAGAAAAAAAAUGUUAUUGAAAAAAUAAUUAAUGAAAUCUAUAAUGAUACAGUUGAUCAACAUGUUUCUUGUAUUGUUUCAUGUUUUGUAUUGCUGUGAGAGUUUCUCUUCUGAAUUUUUUUCCUAAACUUUUUUAAUGGCAUUAUUGCUUGUGUAAUGUGUUGCUUUAAAAAUGAACAGAAGAAAAAGCCUUAACUCAAAAUGUUUGUACUCCUGACACACAGAAAGCCUAGACAAUUCAUACUGUUGUGUUGUAUCUUGUACUCAAAUCUAUGACUACUGCCUUCCAAAGAUUCAAUUAAAUUUAAAAUUUUCCUACAGUACUUUUUUGUGGUUUCUUAUGAUGGGACCUCGAAGUACAAUCCACUCGCGACCUGCAGUGUCCUAUAAUUCCCAGUCUUAACCAUUAAGACUGUGUCAAAAACCACAGCAGCCUUGAGCAAUUCCUGUUUAUUCUGCAUUUCCUGCUCAGUCAGCAAGGGCAGGGUUCAUGGUGUAUGACAGUAGCACUGAGCCAUUCAAUCAAAAUAAAUGAGCAAUGGAAGCAAUUGCUAGAUAAAUCAUUCAUAAACAGCAAAACUGCUGUGAUCCCACAAAUCAGUAUUCAAACCUGUUAAAUAUGUGAAUAAUAAAUUGGACAAUGAACCUUAAAAGUACAACAGUAUCUUUUUUUUGAAACAACUAAUUAUGGAGCACUGCAGACUUAGAUGAAUAACUGUCAGUUUGUCCUGUGUAUACACAGACAGCAUUUCUGUAAUGACAAUUCAGAUCCAUGGAAUCUAACAGUGAAAUUCCUGGUGUAUUUUAUGGAAGGUUUAUAGCAUUAUAAACCACUGUGUACUACUAUCUCAUCUCAUUAGGUGAAUGGCAAGAAUCAGAGUGAGAUGUAUGGUGUAAAUUAGAAGAAACAUAGGGUGGAGAGAAAGGUAUUAUUUAUUAUUUGCAACUUAAGGCAGUAUUAAAAUAGCAUUCUGUAGGAUUCAUAAUAGGAGCCCAUUAGUGCUCUACUUCACUCCAUCUGCAUGGAACAUGGAAGACCAGCAAAUUCAUAUGUCCAUCCCACCACUAAUGGCUUAAGUGACUGAUGAAUGUUGAGAGAGCUGAGUUCAAUAUUGCUCUCUCUCUCCCAUCACCUCCCCUCCCCUGUGCCCCUCAUCAUCCUAACACCACAACCAUCACUUUGCAGUGAGUGAAAGCAAAGAAAUGCAUUAGGAGAUGGACUAUCCAGUCUCCAUAAUGUAAUCGAGGGGUUCCCUCCGGGAAAGUGCUUGACCUCGAUCUUAUAAUUCUCUACAAUCUGAAAGUUAGCUUAAGGAGAAUCGUGAAAGAGGCUUCUGUCACGUGACUUUGUGGUGUAAAACUGGCCAUUGAGCAAAACCCUACUUGAGAUGAUUGUCCUUAGUAGAAAGCUAGUAAGGUACAUUGAGUUAAUGGGAAAUACCACUAUGAGUGGAAAGGAAAUGGCUCUAAGAAUUUCCAUUGAUUUUGCAGAUAUCAAAGGGCCAAUUAUGUUUUAUUUCUAAUAGCAACUUCAACGUGAUUAGUGAUAUAAUUCUGAAGCAGAAUGGAAAUCAUUGGAAUGCAACAUAAAUGCUUAGAGUGAGGUAACACUCAUUGGAAAUGUAAAACCACAGCCCUUCUAUAUCUUAAUAUGAUGUUCUCACAAUGAGUUUGGAGCGAUAAUGUAACAAGAUAAUGAAAAUGCUGUUCUCACAUUAAAAUGCUUUCCUACUCAGUUUUGAAGAAAAUUGACUAGGAAUUUUCAAUGGAAAUUGUGGAGACUCCUGAGAAAGUUUGGAUGUAAACUUUUGAAACUAUCUUUGAAAAAAAGUUGAGUGUUCUUUCUUUCUUUGUAAUUUUCAUAUUUGUUUGUAUUUUAUCAAAGGAAGAUCUGCUAUAUGUAUAUAUUUCUAUGCUGUGCAUUAAACAGAAGGG